AUGUCCUCAACUCAUUACGACCCGGUAGACACCAGCUUCUCCAAUCUUUCGCUCACAGCCAUCCGCCUGCUUGACCAUUAUACACCCUCGUUUCUCACAUCUCAGAAAAGUCCAGAUAUGGCCAUUCCUUCAAUCACCUCCGACGGCCCAGCGCCCGGCAACAUCCUCUACUUGGCGUACGGCUCCAAUCUCGAUGCCGGCGUUUUCCAGGGCCGCCGUGGCAUCAAGCCUCUCAGCGCAACGGUGGUUACAGUUCCCAGCCUUACUCUCGUCUUUGAUCUCCCCGGCAUUGCCUAUAUUGAACCUUGCUUUGCCAAUGUUCGCACCCGAAAGGUCAACGCCCCCAGUGAGAAGCAGCCAUUGGUGGCAGAAGAAGGACUAGAAGAUAUGGAGGCUACCGUUGUUUUAUCCAAGCUCUCCGAAGGCCGUUACCGGGAUUCUGAGGAUCCCAACGACGAUGUGGAUGCACCGGCACUCAUGGGCGUUGUUUAUGAAGUGACACCAGAAGACUAUGCGACAAUAAUCGCGACUGAGGGCGGCGGCGCAUCUUACGCCGAUGUCACAGUCGACUGCAUCUCCAUCGAUGGGAAGUCAUUGAAAGCACACACGCUGCUAGCCCCAACGACCAAGACACGGCCGAACAGCGGAGCCCAAGCAUCUGCCCGUUACCUCAACAUCAUCUCGUCCGGUGCAGAGCAGCAUGGGCUGCCAGAGUCGUAUCGGAGCUGGUUGGCGCGGUUCCGGCCAUACCGCGUUACGACGCUGCGGCAGAGGGUUGGUUGCGUUCUAUUUGUUGCGAUGUGGGCCCCAGCGGUGAUGGUAACGUUCGCCGUUUCGAGGUGGUGCUCGGGAAGCCAUAAGUCGUGGGCUAUCAAGAUUAGUGAGAGUGUCUUUGGUGGAAUGUGGUCGAGCUAUGAUCGGCUCUUCAAGCCAUAUUUUGGGGACGGGGAGAGGACGGAGGGGGAGAAGGAAAAGGAAGUGGAUGAGGAGAAAACGGCGCUAAGUGAGCCCGAAAAGACGCACAGAGUCGAGGAUAUGUUCGUGACUGCUAUGGGCGGCGAGACAAAUAUGGAGAGCUCUGUGGCGAGCUUGUCAGCUAGUUGGGAUAAGCUUUAA
Morchella importuna is the source of this 1116-nucleotide messenger RNA. RefSeq lists its product as uncharacterized. The coding region runs from base 1 to 1116 and encodes 371 amino acids. Lineage: Eukaryota; Fungi; Ascomycota; Pezizomycetes; Pezizales; Morchellaceae. The record is from RefSeq and is a predicted model, not a curated record. Gene Ontology annotation, molecular function: gamma-glutamylcyclotransferase activity. The transcript has a single exon.